AUGGAGCAGCUACUGCCCGUCAUUAACAAACUUCAAGAAGUUUUUAUCGCUAUUGGCGCCUCAAGUGAUGCUAUUCAGUUACCUCAGAUUGUAGCUAUUGGAACUCAGAGUAGCGGUAAGAGCUCUGUUCUGGAGAGUAUAGUUGGAAGGGAUUUUUUGCCUCGAGGCACCGGAAUUGUCACCAGAAGACCAUUGAUAUUGCAGUUGAUUCAUGCUAAUCCAGAAAGCGAAGAAAAAGGUUAUCAACCUGAAGAGUGGGGAAAGUUCUUACAUUGUGAUUCGAUAUUUACUGACUUUAACGAUAUCAUGGUUGAAAUUACCAAAGAAACAGAGAGAGAAUUGGGCCUAGGCAAGGGUAUAUCAUCGAAACCGAUUCAAUUAAAAAUCUAUUCACCUAACGUUCUUAAUUUAACUUUGGUGGAUCUACCUGGACUUACAAAGGUGCCAGUUGGUGAUCAACCUCCAGACAUUGAAAAACAAAUUUAUGAUUUGUGUUAUGAGUAUAUCAGUAAUCCCAAUUCUCUUAUUUUGGCUAUAAGCGCUGCUAAUGCUGAUAUGGCUACAUCAGAGGCCAUAAAGUUGGCUCGCGAAGUCGAUCCUACAGGAAAGAGGACGUUAGCUGUAGUCACGAAGCUUGAUCUCAUGGAUGCCGGUACAGAUGCGACUGAUAUUUUAACUGGUCGCCUCAUCCCCGUAAAAUUAGGGAUUAUUGGUGUGGUAAAUCGUAGUCAGCAAGAUAUCAACGUUAAGAAGUCCAUUAAAAUAGCCCUCGGUGAUGAAGCCAUAUUUUUCCAGAAACGGUACCCUGGAUUAUCUGAUAGAAAUGGAAUCCAGUAUCUGGCAAAAACCUUAAAUAAGUUAUUGCUGCUUCAUAUUCGUGAUUGUUUACCGGAAUUAAAGACACGGAUAAAUCUGAAGUUGGCAUAUAGCCAGCAAACACUCGCUACUCUUGGUGUACCUAUAAUAGAGAAGGGACCUGAGUUAUUAAGGGUUAUUACCAAGUUUGCUGCCGAUUAUUGUGCAACUAUAGAAGGGACUCAUGGAAAUAUUGAAAUAGCGGAACUCAUUGGUGGAGCACGAAUAUCUCAUAUUUUUCACGAAGUUUACUUUAAGACCUUGGAAGGAAUCGAUCCUUUAGGGGGCUUAUCGACAACUGAUAUCCUUACGGCAAUAAGAAAUGCUACGGGUCCGAGACCCACGUUGUUUGUUCCAGAGUUAGCCUUCGAAUUACUGGUCAAGAGACAAAUCAAGCGACUUUUAGAGCCUAGUCUAAGAUGUGUACAGUUAGUCCAUGAAGAAAUGCAGCGAAUCAUUCAGCAUUGCAUAACUCCGGAUCUUCAUAGAUUUUCUAAAGUUCACAAUAGAAUUGUCGAAGUUACGAGUGCUUUGCUUAGAGAACGCCUUGAACCUGCUAAUUCGAUGGUUGACAAUCUCAUCGCUAUCGAAUUAGCUUAUAUCAAUACUAAUCAUCCUGAUUUUGCAUCGGGCCAUGAAAUUAUUGCAAGGAUGAUGUCGGAGCCUAGCGUGGAAAAACCUCCGGUGGAGUUACAGACGACUUUCGAGAAUAACAAUGACCCGUCUAGUAAAAGAAUAAUUCCAUUUGGUUAUCUGAUGAACGGAGAAAAUGCAAGAAAGGAUGAUUCCGACGUUAGCUUCAAGUCUAAAUCAACUAUUGAAAAUGCAGCAAGCUUCGGGCGGGAUUUAACUGAUCGAGAAAGAGUAGAUGCUGAAUUAAUUAAGCGUCUCAUCAGGACUUACUACGAUAUCGUAAAGAAAAGCAUACAAGAUAGCGUACCAAAAGGGAUAAUGCAUUUCCUAGUGAAUAACGUAAAGAAGCAUCUACAGAGUCUAUUAGUUGAAAGGCUGUACAUUAAAGAAGAAAUCACUGAAUUAAUGGAAGAAUCACCACACGUAAUUGAAAAACGGAAUCGGACUAUACAUAUGAUUAAGGCACUAGAGAAGGCGUCUCAAAUAGUUAGUGACGUUCGUGAAACUCAGCUUUGGUAA
Messenger RNA from Trichoplax adhaerens, 2007 nucleotides. RefSeq lists its product as uncharacterized. Gene Ontology annotation, biological process: mitochondrial fission. The coding region runs from base 1 to 2007 and encodes 668 amino acids. Gene Ontology annotation, molecular function: GTP binding; microtubule binding; GTPase activity. NCBI's taxonomy places the organism in Eukaryota, Metazoa, Placozoa, Uniplacotomia, Trichoplacea, Trichoplacidae. The transcript is spliced from 21 exons. Gene Ontology annotation, cellular component: mitochondrion; cytoplasm; microtubule. The record is from RefSeq and is a predicted model, not a curated record.